UGCGCACGCGCGACCCGCGUAAUUUUAAAACCUACUCUGCUAUCGUCGCGAGUCCACGGUACCGGAUAAUUCGCCGUCGGAAACAUCUGCGGCACACCGCUGCGGCUAACUACCGCGUCGUGCAUAAUUAACGCGGUAAUGCGACGAGUUUUAACGAAACUAACGGCGAUUCUCUCGCAGUGUCACGGCUAGUUCGCGGACUUCGAUUUCUUCCUUGUUUAAAAAAACCGAAAGUGUAGUUCGACUUACUACUUGUGUAAAAAAUCGAUUUGCCAAGCAAAUUUUGUAUCAAUUUUUCCUAUGGAGUUCCCAGCCGCGUCUCAGCUAGGUCAGCUCAGUCGCCGAAGGGACUCUGCGAUAGAAAAAACGAGCGCGAACCUCUCGACGUGGGUCUCCGACCACGUCGAGACGAGCCACUAAGAGAGGCCGUCGAUCGGACGAGCAAGGAAGUCGAAAACUACGAGGAAUCAUCGCCUUGGUAACCGGCCGACAAAACACUGCGUCACUCAGGCGUGAACUCGAUACGUAGUCCAGGAACGCGAAUUCUACCCUUUCCCUAGAUAGAUUUUUCGGUCCGAUUCGAAUCACAUCUAGGAAGACGUUGAUCUCUGCAGUCGACAUCGGUCUUUUUUUCUUCUGUCUGACAUGACAGUACUGGAGGAGCUCGGCUCCGGGCCUCAGGCAUUCAGCAGCUGACGGCGACCAAGCGAUCGUUCAUCCGCGGCAACGCGCUCUACGCUCAAGCAAAGAUGGAUACUAGGUUCACCUGGAUCGUCUCUUUCGGCUUGAUCGCGCUCGUGGUUUCCAAAGGCUGGGCUAUCGAUUGUUUCAAGUGCGUUUCGAUCGACGGCGACAAUAAACCAUGCGACGACCCGUUUCACAACAACGGAAGUCUUGCCUUUUUGGAGUCACCCUGUUUGGGUGGUCGUAAAGGGCGCGAUGGUCUUUUCCCCGCGACAGCGUGCAUCAAAAUAGCGGGGAUAUAUGACGAGUCCGGGAUCUCAUUGACGGUGAGGAGUUGCGCGCUGGACAGCGGAACUUUAACAACCGACUCCGAAAUCAUAAGAAUGUCUCACUGCGGGGGAUUCUACUUCGACGAAAAGUACGUACGCGGUUGCGUUCAAUCGUGCAAUGAUGCAGAUGCCUGCAAUGGAUCUUCACAACGAGCUGCAUCAUUCGUGCUUUUAACGUUAUCGAUCUUUACCGGAUUAAUAUCAGGAGGUCGCCUUACAGAAAACACGCGUUAAUCGAAAUUAUAAAUUAUUGUACAUAUAAGAAAAAUGAUUGCCUCUCGUAUAAUGGACCACUUCGAAUUUAAAAAUGAGCUGACCAAUUUAGCGAUGGACCAAAAAAUGUGUAAUGAUUAUUAUUAUUAUCCUACAGAGAAAAUUCUCAUUUGUGAUUUGUCGUAUUUAUUGGAUGAUCAAUCAAAAGCAAUUUAGAAUCAAACGAAAUUUAUGAACGAAAUUUACACGUUGAGACACUGCAUUACGAAGGAAUCGUAUACGGAAUCAAUAUUUGAUACUACUUGAUAGUUUGCAAAAUAGGAGCAAUAACUGCCAUUAUAAUUAUAAUUACAUCAAAAUAAUCAUUACGAUUUUACAGAUACUCAUGAUGUAGACUUUUUCGUCAAACAUAAUUAUUGCUUGAGAACAUAGUGAAAUAUAU
Ceratina calcarata is the source of this 1668-nucleotide messenger RNA. RefSeq lists its product as uncharacterized. Bases 750 to 1247 code for a protein of 165 amino acids. The record is from RefSeq and is a predicted model, not a curated record. NCBI's taxonomy places the organism in Eukaryota, Metazoa, Arthropoda, Insecta, Hymenoptera, Apidae. The transcript is spliced from 5 exons.